AUGGAUUUGGAACGCGAGCUUGCCCGACAGCCCACAUGUAUGGAGGUCUUUCUCAAAACCCAUAAGAAGAAGGAUGGAUCAUUUGUUGAUUCUCGAUCUCAAACUCUUCAUCAACAAAUGGCAGAAAGGGUGACUCAGGCAUAUCAGCCAUCAGUAGAGGGGGGAGAUUCACAGUCUCUAUUCACCGACGCUCUAAAUGAGAUUUAUUAUGAUGUUGUCGGUGGAAAGACAAAAAACUCUACCCUCUACGGCCUGGGCUCUCAAGAAAAAGUUGCAUUUGAUUGUCUGAGAAAUCCGGCCGACCGUGCUAGUUCCUCUUCAUCUAGUGAGAUGCAGUCCUUAAGACGUGAAAAUCAAGAACUGCGCACUCAAUUGAAAUCAAUAGAUGAGAGGAUGACCGAUAUGGAUCAGUGGCGAGCUGAUGAGGAGAAGAGGAGAUCUGAUGAGGAGAAGAGGAGAGCCGAACAUGACAAGAGUAAUGAUGAUCUCAUGGCCCAGAUGCGCCAGAUAGUGGCUAAUUUCACCCCAGGGGUCACAUGGUUCUGA
Zingiber officinale is the source of this 546-nucleotide messenger RNA. RefSeq lists its product as uncharacterized. Bases 1 to 546 code for a protein of 181 amino acids. The record is from RefSeq and is a predicted model, not a curated record. The transcript is spliced from 3 exons. NCBI's taxonomy places the organism in Eukaryota, Viridiplantae, Streptophyta, Magnoliopsida, Zingiberales, Zingiberaceae.